AUGAAUCUAAACAACUCAUUCCAGGACACAGCACAUGAACCUACAAACGAAACGGACCAUCCAGAUGAUGAUGAAAGUUGCAGUUCACUCCUGGCCCUGCACUUCCUGGCUCUCAUCAUUGCUCUAAUUGGACUGGCAGGAAAUGCAGUUGUGCUCUGGCUCCUGGGCUUCCGCAUGCACUGGAAUCCCAUCUCAUUCUACAUCCUAAACCUGGCUGUGGCAGACUUCCUCUUCCUCUGCUGCCACAUUAUUCAUUCUCUGCUGGAGGUCAUCAGCUUCUAUGAAUUAUCCAUCGAAAACGCUGACAUCUUAAGCAAUGGGUCAAUACUUCCCUACAUUGCAGGUCUCAGCACCCUCAGUGCCAUCAGCACGGAGCGCUGCCUAGCCAUAUUGUGGCCCAUCUGGUACCACUGUCACCGCCCAAUAAACAUGUCGGUUAUUGUUUGUGUUCUGAUCUGGGCCCUGUCCUUGCUGAUGACCAUCUUGGAUUGGUGCUACUCUGGCUUCCUGAGUCAUAAAUUUUCUAAUUUUAAUGCUUGGAAGAAAGCUGAUAUUGUCAUAGUUGCAUUUCUGAUAUUUUUAUUUGUGGUUCUCUCUGGGUCCAGCCUGGCCCUACUGGUCAGAAUCCUCUGUGGCUCCAGGAAAAUUCCCAUGACCAGACUAUACGUUACCAUCUCACUAACGGUGCUGGUCUUUGUUGUCUGUGGCCUGCCUCUUGGCCUUCACUGGUUCCUAUUAUAUUGGUUUGAGGAUCAUUGGAUUAUUUCCCUUUGUCAUAUUGACCAAGUCACCUUUGUCCUGUCCACUGUCAACUGCUGUGCCAACCCUGUCAUUUACUUUUUUGUUGGCUCCUUUAGGCAGUGGAAACAGAAUCGGAACCUCCAGGUGGUUCUGCAGAGGGCUCUGCAGGAUACUCUUGAGGAGGGCGGACAUGGAGACAGCCUUCCUUGGGAGACCCUGCCAGUGCCAGAAAGCAGAAAAUGA
This is a messenger RNA of Nannospalax galili (Upper Galilee mountains blind mole rat), 984 nucleotides long. RefSeq names its product mas-related G-protein coupled receptor member X1-like. The transcript has a single exon. Bases 1 to 984 code for a protein of 327 amino acids. Lineage: Eukaryota; Metazoa; Chordata; Mammalia; Rodentia; Spalacidae. Gene Ontology annotation, molecular function: G protein-coupled receptor activity. Gene Ontology annotation, biological process: G protein-coupled receptor signaling pathway. The record is from RefSeq and is a predicted model, not a curated record. Gene Ontology annotation, cellular component: membrane.